CUAGUAAGCACUGGGUCUUGUAAAGUGAUUAUGAAUCUGUUCAAGUAAAGAUAGCUCGAAGAAAACACCACAAUGGCCAUAACAUUUAUAUUGUGUUCUGUCGCUGCCGUGCUCUGUGCCAUGUUUUACUGCAUCCGACGACAGCAGAUGAGGGUGUUUAAAGACAUGGGAAUCCCCGGGCCGGAGCCUAAUUUCCUGUUUGGGAAUUUACUAUCACUGAAAACAAAGAGUUUUCAUGAAAUAUACCAAGAGUGGACAAAAACAUAUGGAUCAACUUACGGGUAUUUUGAAGGACCCACACCUGUCCUGGUUACAUCAAGCACAGACAUUCUUCACCAGGUGUUCAUCAAACAGUUCAGCAAGUUCCAUGCACGAAAGGUGUUUCCGGUGCAGGUUGACCCUGAUAAGGAUGAAGAUGUCCACAUGUUCUUUGCUCGAGGAGAACGCUGGAAGAGGCUUAGGUCCAUCGUUAAUCCUGCUUUCAGCUCUGCUAAAAUGAGAAUGAUGUCCCCAGUCAUCAACAAAUGCGUCGAUAACCUCGUCGACAAUGUGGGAGGGGAAUGCGACAGAAACGCCGCCUUCAAUAUUCACGAGCAGUUUCAGCGUCUCACCCUUGACACCAUCCUCCACUGUGCCUUCAACCUGAAGUCACGGGCUCUGCAGGACCCCAACGACCCCUUCUUGAAACACUGCCAUGGAGUGAUAACAGACACCACCAAGCGCCCUCUACUCUUUUUGCUAGGAUUUCUGUUUCCCGCCCUCCACGCUCUGUGGAUCUUCAUAUACUACUUCCUUAGGAACAUCCAGUUCAAUCCGUUCUUCUGGCUGGAGGAGAAGAUCAAUGCUGUCAUUGAAGAGAGGAAGUCAACUAACUUUGACGGGAAGGACAUGCUCCAGCUUAUGAUGAAGGCGAGAUUCAAGGGAAGAUGCUUUCCCUACGAGAAAGAGACUGAAAAAGGAUUUGAAAUGAGUCAAAACAACGCAAAUCAAAAUAUCGCUAAAACUCUCUCGAACAAGGAGAUUGUGUCCCAGGCCCUCCUGUUUACCCUGGCGGGCUAUGAAACCACAAGCACCAGCUUAGCCUACAUAUUCUAUGAACUGGCGCGCAAUCCGCACAUACAAGAAAAUAUUUGGGAGGAAAUCCAACAACACUAUCCGAAUAAGAAUGACGUUCCCAACUAUGACAACGUUCGCGGUUUAACGUACCUAGAGCAGGUUAUUAAGGAGACUCUCAGAAAAUAUGUUGUUGCAAGCAAUGUGAUUGCCCGGCAGUGUCGGGAGACGGCGGUCGUGGAGGGCAUCACGAUACCCAAGGGGAUGCUGGUACAGGCCGAUGUCUGGAGCCUGCACAGGAGGGAGGACCUGUGGGGACCUGACGCAGAGGAGUUCCAACCCCAAAGAUUUGCACCUGAAAAACAAAGAGCUCGUCACCCCAUGGCGUGGAUGCCAUUCGGCGGGGGACCACGGAUGUGUGCUGGGCUCAGGUUUGCCAUCCUUCAAGCAAAGACGGCAACGGUGGAGCUGAUUAGAAACUUUCAAUUUGCUUUAUCUAAAGACAUGACGACGCCAUUGCAGCUCAUUGAGGGCGCAACCGUGUGCCCCAAGGAUGGCAUUCACCUGACAGCCAAGAGACGUAGCUGAAGCUUUCCACUGCCCAGGGGAACUUUGACCUAUUAUGCAAGUCCAUCCCGGACGAAUGACCUCGGGCCUCGAACUUUCUGAUAGUUCACAUAAUCGUCGACUGCAAUUGUUUGAGAGAGUCAACGUGCUUCGAGUGAAGGACACUAAGCCUUUGUGAGCUGUUGCAGCUGAUUCUGCAGAAUUUCAUGGACGCAACUUUUGUGAACAUGCACUCACGUGUGCAUCGUGGGAUAAGCUGAGAACUCAUGUGUUGAUACUCUGUGCCAAACGGUUCAGUGGUGCUGGGGCAGGCCCCUCCUGUUUCAUUGUUACAUUCUGGUGUCCGUCAUCAUGAGUUGUCGUCCUUAUGUGUGUGUGUGUGUGUGUGUGUGUGUGAUAUGUCCGACACUAUAGCAGCAUCAUUCAUCACUUUUACACAGAUCAUCUUCUAGUCAUCCUCAUCUGUUACACUAUUGCAUUUGUUGAAAUAUAUUAUAUGAAUAAAAGACGACGGA
Molecule: messenger RNA, 2135 nt
Organism: Haliotis rufescens (red abalone)
Lineage: Eukaryota; Metazoa; Mollusca; Gastropoda; Lepetellida; Haliotidae
Product: cytochrome P450 3A24-like
Exons: 13
Coding region: 73-1641 (522 amino acids)
Molecular function (GO): heme binding; steroid hydroxylase activity; iron ion binding
Source: RefSeq, a predicted model, not a curated record